Messenger RNA from Phycomyces blakesleeanus NRRL 1555(-), 1812 nucleotides. Its product is annotated as farnesyl diphosphate synthase. The transcript is spliced from 6 exons. The record is from RefSeq and is a predicted model, not a curated record. Lineage: Eukaryota; Fungi; Mucoromycota; Mucoromycetes; Mucorales; Phycomycetaceae. Gene Ontology annotation, biological process: farnesyl diphosphate metabolic process; ergosterol biosynthetic process. Bases 16 to 1269 code for a protein of 417 amino acids. Gene Ontology annotation, molecular function: squalene synthase [NAD(P)H] activity. Gene Ontology annotation, cellular component: endoplasmic reticulum membrane.
CAUCUUUCACACAACAUGAGCGUCUUUUUGAAAUCCUUGGGUCAUCCCUCCGAGCUCAAGGCUCUUUUAGCCUACAAGUUUGCUCCAGCCUCACAGAACAAAUUAAACCACCAAAAGACCAUGGCCAAUGACGAACAAAAGAAGAAAUGUUAUCAAUUCCUUGACAUGACCUCCAGAAGUUUUGCUGCUGUGAUUCAAGAGCUCGAUGAUGAACUGAGAGAUGCUAUUUGCAUAUUCUAUCUUGUAUUGAGAGGACUGGAUACAGUAGAAGAUGACAUGACUAUUAGUCUUGAAAAAAAGCUACCCUUGUUGCGUUCCUUUGAUAAGAUUAUUUACCAGCGUGGGUGGAACUUUAAUGAGAAUGGUCCAAAUGAAAAGGAUCGUGAAUUGCUAGUGCAAUUUGAUGUUGUUAUCGAAGAAUUCCUUCGUCUCAAGCCAGGUUACCAGCGUGUGAUUUCUGAUAUUACCGAAAAGAUGGGCAAGGGUAUGGCAGAUUACGCUGCAGGUGAACAUCGUGAAAAUACAUCAGUUGCAACCAUAAAGGACUUUGACCUCUACUGUCACUAUGUUGCUGGUCUGGUUGGGUACGGUCUGUCUGAUAUAUUUGCGGAAUCUGGUCUGGAAGACAAGUCUAUUGCAAAAGACAAGGUUAAGGCCAACAACAUGGGUCUCUUUUUGCAAAAGACAAAUAUUAUCCGUGACUACCGUGAAGACCUUGAUGAUGGUCGUCAGUUCUGGCCAAGAGAGAUCUGGGCCAACUAUGUUACCGAAUUCAAAGACCUCACUCUUCCCUCAAACUCUGAAAAAGCACGUCAUUGUUCAAGUGCAAUGGUCCUUAAUGUACUUCAUGUGGUUCCAGAUGUAUUAAGCUAUCUGUCCAAUUUACACAAUCAAUCAGUGUUCAACUUCUGUGCCAUUCCUCAGGUCAUGGCAAUCGCUACAUUGGCACUCGUUUUUAACAACCUCGACAUUUACCACAAAAACAUCAAGAUCCGUAAGGGAGAGGCUGUCCGAUUGAUUUCUGCCAGUACAAACAUGGAUAAUGUGGUCGAAAUCUUUAGAGAAUAUCUCAAGGUCAUUUCUCAAAAGAACGAUCCCUUAGAUCCAAACUUCCUUGAAAUAUCAAUGGCUCUUGGAAAGAUUGAACAAUGGAUUGUGGCUAACACCAAAUCUCAAAGAGCAGUGGUCAAGCCUAAUGGUUCUCAAUUGUUGCCCAUUGCCGUGUGUUUGGCUGCCAUAUUUUAUUUCUACUUUUAUCAGGCUGUUUAGAUAAAACUCGCAGAUAUACAUACAAAGAAAAACACAUACACACACACCACACCCAAACGCAAAUGCAAAAGCAGACUCCCACACGCACGCAAAUACACAAUACACCCACACUACACAAACACACUACACAAAAUACAAAUCCAAACUCAAAAACAAAAAACAAACACAAACACAAAUACGCCAUAAAAGAAGCAGAAAAAAAAGCAAACCUUACCUAUUUAUCCAUUCUUUCUUAUUCUUAUUCUUAUUCUUAUUCUUAUUCUUAUUCUUAUUCUUAUUCUUCUAGUAAUAUAAAAUACUCUAAUGAUAUUUUUUUUUGCGUUUAUUUGGUUUUAAUUAAAGAAGUAUGUAAUUUUGCAAGGAGUGUAUUGAAGAAGUGUGUAGUAUAUAUAUAUAUAUUAUGAUGGGUAAUAAUAACUUUGGGUAACAUUUGUGUCAAACUAAUAAUAUUUCUUGGGUUACAUUAACUUUUAUCUUUAUUAUUUCCCACCCUCUUCUAUAUAUUUAACUUUUGAUAAUCUUUUUCGUUGGCCCAUUACCACU